This is a messenger RNA of Orbicella faveolata, 6415 nucleotides long. RefSeq names its product snake venom 5'-nucleotidase-like. Lineage: Eukaryota; Metazoa; Cnidaria; Anthozoa; Scleractinia; Merulinidae. Gene Ontology annotation, biological process: nucleotide catabolic process. The record is from RefSeq and is a predicted model, not a curated record. Gene Ontology annotation, molecular function: hydrolase activity, acting on ester bonds; metal ion binding; nucleotide binding.
GAUUAUAUUGGGCAGAAUUAUGGCAAAAGCGAGGUUGUUUCAACUGAUGACUUUGAAAGCUGGGAGAAGCCUUAGUUACCAGAAUGGUUCAGAAUUUAUGGGCUUAUUUUUUUCAGUCUCCGUUGUGCGUGAAAUAUCCUGGAAAACGGCUAUUGCAGGAACGCGUUUGCAUGAAAAGUCACACAAUUGGCUUGGAGGCCCUCGCGGGGUCACCCCGGAUGGAGGGCAACUCCCUUGUUUUUGUUUGUUUGCUUUUUUUUUUUUGCUUUUUUUUUUUUUACUUUUUUUUCCACGUAAACACUUUGAAUCGGCCUUUCGAGAUGUUUGACACGCCUUCUAGGGACAUAUACUAGGACAGAAAUGAUGGCCAAUUUUUGUUUCCGUUUUGGUCCAUUUCAUUUAGCUCGGUCAGCACUGACAACUCUUCUCCAUUACUUGUGGCAGGUCAAGAAUUAUACUAUCAACAUGCAAGGUCAUACGUUUAUCGUUACACAAAAGCGUUCAUGAUCAGAAAAUAACUGUGAUAUAAAACAUCAUUGGACGAGAACUCCAGACAUGCAACUAUUUACUACCUGACUAAAUUUAAUGCUAAUUCGUUUCACUUCGCCGCGAAUAAGGAAAUAGGCUCCGACGUCUUGGUAAGGCAUCUUACGAUGUUCAGUUGAACCUCGCUACAUCUGAAACUCGGUUCUCGAAUUCCCCGCUACCUCCAACUCAGAACAUUUUUCUUUGGAUAUGCCUUUUAAACCAUUUAAAAAGCACUGCGGUUAGCCUAAAAAGCACUCCGGUUAGCCUAAAAAGCACUCCGGUUAGCCUGAAUAGCACUCCGGUUAGCCUAAAUGGCUCUCCGGUUAGCCUGUUUACAGUUAGCUUUCAAUAAUGCUAAGGGUAACUCGAUAAACCGUUAAAAAAUUCCUAAUUUCGCCGGCCGGUUGCCGUGACGCAGUGGUCAUGCGUAUCGCUUGCCAUGCGUAUCGCUUGCCAUGCCUGCGACCCGGGUUCGAAUCCUCUUGGGGUCGCCUGUCUUACAGUUGUUUUUACGGUGUUUUACUUUUUAAUAAAAUUUCUAAGUCUAACUGCCGGACACGGAGUAUUCUAAAAAACCUGUCCGGCUGCCAGACAUGUACCCACAGCGUUUACUCUCGGCUUCCUCGAAUCUCCCACUCAAGGCAUUUUUGGUUUCCCCUAAGAGUUCGAGGGUUCAAUUGUACCUUUGUAGCGAAUAUGAGCACUAGCACGUCCAGUGCUCCUCAUCUUACAAAGCAGUCAUUUUGUAAAUGUGUGUUGAUGGCUUAAGAAUUUAAAUAACAAAGGUAUGCCUCACAAUAAGUUUAUUAUCGUAUUCGUUAUUGUUUUUUGUCAAAGCUAUAGAAUACCGGAGAGAACGAACUCACUUCUCUGAUGAGACAGAGCAAUGGUUUUUUUUUUUGGUUUUUUUUUUGGUUUUACCGUGGCAAUAAGUUUCAAAAGGCUAACCAGAAGGCUGGCUUUGUGUGUCUCCAAUGAGCUUGACGUAACUUGUUAACUUUUUGGCGCGCAUAAUUGUAAACCGAAACCAUAUUCCCCGUGAAGUGACACCAUCUCGAGCUAUAUCUCGUCACUGCCUACUCCCAUUGCGAUCGAUAUGAAUGAAACUACAGCCAAAGCGAUCAUUUCCGCCCUGCUGUUUUCGUUUGUACUCUACGAGGUACAGGGUUUUUCGCUAACGCUUCUACAUACAAACGACAAUCACGGGCGAUUCGAAGAAACAGACUCGUACGGCUUUCUUUGUUACCCCAGAAAUGCACAGGCUGGAAAGUGCUUCGGUGGAGUGGCGCGGAGGGCGACUAUGCUCAAGGAGAUUCGAUCUCAGGAGAAAAACACACUGUUAGUUGCUGGAGGAGAUGUGUUUACAGGAACACUGUGGUACCGAGUUUACCGCGGAAAUGCCACGAGCAAGUUUAUGAACGAGCUUGGAUACGACGCAUUGGCCCUUGGAAAUCACGAAUUUGAUGAUGGCGUCGACAACCUGGUUUCCUUCCUUGGUCGGGUAAAUUUUUCUGUAGUGGUUUCAAAUCUGGAUGUUAGCAAAGAACCAGCAUGGCCGUCACCGCCCUUGUUUACCAAGUCGAAGAUUUUUGACGUCGGGGGUGAGAAAAUUGGCGUGGUUGGAUAUGUACUGCAAAGCACUCCAAUGCUGUCAAAACCUGGGCCAGGCCCAAACGUGAAGUUCCUACCCGAGGUAGAUUCUGUUAGAAGUGCUGUGAAUGAACUCAAUAAGCUCGACAUCAAUAAGAUUAUUGCCGUUGGCCACGCUGGUAUAGACGUAGACAAGAAAAUCGCCAAAGAAGUCGACGGUGUGGAUAUUGUGGUGGGAGGGCACACAAACACCUUCCUUUACACAGGCGCACCCCCGUCCACUGAAAAGCCGUACGGUCCGUAUCCCUUGGUUAUCAUACCGGACAGUAACCCAGAUGCCAGGGUGUUAGUUGUUCAGGACUUUGCUUAUGGUAAAUACCUCGGAAAACUGAAGGUCGAUUUUGAUGCUGAUGGUGAAGUGAUCAAGUGGAGUGGAAAUCCUAUAUUACUGGACAACUCAGUGAAAAAAGAUCCAAAAAUCCUCCAGCAGGUGCAACAAAUGAAAAGUGAGGUAUCCAAAGUGUCGGAGGUCAAAGUGGGUAGCAGCUACGUCUUCCUUGAUGCAAGAAAACCAGCGUGUAUGCUCAAAGAAUGCAACUUAGGAAAUGUUGUCACAGACGCAUUUGUGUUUCACUACGCUAAACAAUUUGCGAGUGAAUCACAAUGGACGACGGCUAGUGUUGCGAUUCAGAACAGUGGAAGCAUAACUUCAUCAAUCUUCGUCAACGCUAAAGAUAAUGUCACGUAUGGUCAUAUAGCGAACAGUUUUCCCUACAGAAACACGGUGGACAUCGUGGAACUUAAAGGCAAGGAUCUUGUGCAGGUUUUUGAACAGGUGGCUUCACUGUACGACGAAAGCAACCCCAGUGCGUCAUUUCUGCAAGUCUCAGGACUACAAAUACAGUACGACAUGAAAAAGCCGUCUGGUAGCAGAGUGGUCGCAAUUCAGGUUCGUUGUGCUUCCUGCAAGUACCCUUCGUACCAAGCUCUUGACCAGUCCACUGUGUACAAAGUAAUUCUAUCGUCCUACAUGGCCGGGGGUGGAGCGGGGCUGAGUGUUAUCGCAGAGAAGAAACUCUCUCAUCAAGUUGGCAACAUAACUGAUGAUCAGGUGAUGAUGGACUAUUUCAAGGCAAAAUCUCCGAUCAUGACCGGGAUAGAAAACAGAAUCACCUUUGUGGAUGAAAGGGAUAAGCCAUGUGUUAGCGGAGGAAACCUACCCAGUUUUGGCUUUCCUUUGGUAUUUACGAUCGUUACAUCAUAUUUUCAGUUGUAAAACAAGUUGCUUGAGUAAGCGUAAAAACAUAGAUUAUGGGUGUGUUCCUUUAGGAUGUUCCGGAACAGGAUCAAUCAUUCAACUUGAUCACUCGGGUCGUGGUGCAUCCGAGGAACCGAUGAAUGACAUCUGGGCAAGGAUUCAUUGGUAUUUUUAGGCUGUGUCCACAGUCCACACUAAGCCGGAGGAAUUUGAACACGGAGUUUUCACUCUGAAAACGCAAAAUUAAAAAAUGCCAAGAUUCCGUCCCCCACUACGCCGGAGGAAUUUAAAAACGCAACAAUCGUCGGUCAUUUUGGAUUUGUGUAUUGAGGAAAUCUCUGGCAGGGAAAUCACUUGAUUGUCGAGAUGUCUUCGUUUUCUAAAAUCUCCGUUUUCAAAAUGCUUUCCGUCCACACUAAAAUACAAAGCCGGCGUUUUCAAAUUUCUCCAGUUUGAAGAGCGUUUUCGAAAGCUCUGAUUAGUGUGGAUGGUUGGCCUAACCGUAGAAAUUAAGCUCGGUAUUAAAAUCCAUCCGCCGUUAUGUGGACGGGGCCUCAGAUGCAGCAUGAUCCGAGUGAUCUUGGAUCAUUUGUCCUGAUUCAGAUCAUCACAAAAAAACUGAAACGCACCCUUAUAAAAAUGGUUAGGUAAGAUCCCACGACAAGUUGAAAACCUAGCUAUGUUUUGCAUGGCCAUAAGAUCUUCCAGUAUUGCAACACUAAACAAUUAAAUGGCAAUGUUGUAGACAGGAUCGAUACAAAUCAAGGUACAUCAAACUGAUUUUGAUAAUAGAUUGUUGCGUCAAUAAUCUAAGACUGACAAAAUGAACUCCGUCAACUGAAUAUUAAUAAAAUAUUCAGGAGAAUUCAUUUAAUUCUUUGGUAUAUCGCUUUUAUUUGAGAUUUAGGGUGAUUCGGUACAUGAUUUUUUUAUUUUCCUGUUAAACCCGUUCCUAAGAAUUCUAGUUUCUUGGAGCGCUGAAUAUUAUGUUGCCAAUACUGGAUAUUUUCGUCGCAUUACGUUUACAUUGAAUGUGUUUGAUCUUAGCUUCUGUCAAUAUAAAGAGCUAGAGUAGGAUCAAAAUCGGAAAAAUAGCAUUAGAGAAGAAAGUAUUGUUACCAUAGGGAUGAAGAUCUGCCGACUGUUAAAAAGAUCUUUCUAAUAAUGGAGUCAUUGCAGUUAUUCUGACUGAUGUUCGUUUACACAAUGGAACCCCGAAUAUCACGACUACUGAUAUGACGUUCGUUAUCGCGUCCUGAGCAAAACCUCAGUUCUCUCUCUCCUGAAAACCCUUUUUAAGCGACUAGUGACUUCGUUAAUGGCCCUAACGACCACCGUUUGGAUUUUCCGAGCUUUCAAUGGUCUGUAACGGACAAGUACAAAACUCGGACCGAAUCAAAUCGACUCAGCGAUAAAAGAAAACAAAAUCGGCGAUCCGAGUUGAUCCGGUAAGAGUUUUGCCCCUGCCUGUUUCAUGACUUAAUCUUGUUCAUGACCUUUUAAAACAGGAGUUGAAGUGAAUGACAUUUACCCAGUAAGUUGAAAAAUCAGUGCUCCGUUACACUGACGCUUCCCUAACGUUUUCAAUGGAAACUACCGUAAACUUCCAAAACUAGUGACCCUCGAAAAUAGCAGGAACAAGGUUCCAAAGUUCAAAAGUAGUGAAAGUUACAUAUGGUACUACAUUUGGUAAUUAUAAUAAAGGCACUCUGCAACAAGGGAAGGAAUUGCUUAUGCCACAAAGUAUUAUGAAAUGUCACUUCGUGCUUCGUCCGUUUAUGUUGCGCCAUUUUAUAACAAAAACUGUGAAACUUUCAUAGUCAAGCGAACAAGAACGUACUCACAGGAACUUUUCUUCACAUUAAAUUGAAGUGUCAUUUUCAACUGGGGCGUAUUUAAACUGAAGGCGAGCGUUCCUUUAAAUUAAAAUUGAAAUCUUGACCAGAGCACCGAGAUAUUGAUAUAGCAGACUAAUUAACGGUGCAGUCGAGUAGCUACCAGCUGCCGAAAAACAAUACGGUCUCGACACAAGGAACACCCCAUGUGACAGCAACAUAAAUUUAAACUGGAACGAAGAAUUUCAUCUCAUGUUUUAAGGGCUGUUUUUACGAACUUCCCUCUUUUAUUUCGUAAGAAGUACACAGUCGCAUCAACCUUAUAUAAGGUUUUCUGCUCCCCGAAAGUAACGAGUCCCUGAAAGAAGCCAGCCCCAAAUGCUGCUAAUUCCGAAAGAAGCGAGGGUCGUUGCUUUUGGUAGUUUACGGUAUAAAACACCUGUCCUUUACUAAAAAGAUCACUCUUACACAUAUAAUUACAAAGCUUUUUUUAUUGCAGCUGUAAUUGCAUACUACUUAAAAGUCAAACUAUCGUACAGUGUUCUGGCCGAGUGACCGUCACCUUAAAGUAUGCCUACACUCUUUUCAUAAAAAUAUUAACAGGUCUGCUAUGAUAACCACCAUUUCUAUAACCACUACCUUUGGUUAAGAGUUAAACCUAAUAAUGAAAACAACUUCUGUACAAUAUCUGUUUACUUGGAAAACGUCUUACAAAAGGAAUAGUGACAGUGAAGGUACUGAUUCAAAACAAAAUUCUCCAUACCACAGAGAACAAAUUGAAACAGGGCAGUAAACAGAAUCCUAUUGUAGACAGACCAUUCUCAUUUUCUUCUUGCCGCCUGAGAACAAAGAAUACUACAGAGGCCUUGCGGCCCUUUUUUUCUCCCUUAGCAUUUUUUACACCUCAGGUGAAAAUUCAGGGAGGAAAAAGAAAAAUGCUUGCAGAUAAAUACUUUGUUGCUGAAUUUCGAAGUACAUGUACAUGAGUUAUCGAAGAAGGAGUUUACACCGAAAAUCUGAACACAACAAUGUGUGACCAACAAUGAACAACCUUAGCUGUAGCUACAACAUUACCAGCGGUACCGACAUUUACAGAGAACUGUUGAAAACCCGGGAUGAAAGAAACGGCACGGCUAGAUGCAUGUUCAUGAAACAAAGGUCUGUGAUCAGAGUUCAAAACUCAUAGACUCUCCCAGGACAAUAU